This is a messenger RNA of Eupeodes corollae, 27952 nucleotides long. RefSeq names its product twitchin (gene bent). The transcript is spliced from 48 exons. The coding region runs from base 410 to 27391 and encodes 8993 amino acids. Gene Ontology annotation, biological process: protein phosphorylation. Gene Ontology annotation, molecular function: ATP binding; protein kinase activity; protein binding. NCBI's taxonomy places the organism in Eukaryota, Metazoa, Arthropoda, Insecta, Diptera, Syrphidae. The record is from RefSeq and is a predicted model, not a curated record.
UGUUCGUUUAGUUUAAACUUUUAUAACGAAUCAUCAGCACAUAUCCAUCGACCAUCGAGUCGUAUCGGUCGUCGGUUUUUUCGGAAAUUUUUAAAAAAGCAAACAAGAAAGCAAGCAAACAGAUAAUUAUUUGAGAUUUAUUUUUUUGUUAUACAAAGAUAAUAAUUUAAUGAGAACAUCGAAACCUAUUCUAUGACAGGAGAGCGAGAGAGAAAAGGGACAUCGUAAAUUUGUUUUGGUUAAAAAUCGUAUUUUUUUAAAUUAAUAUUAAAACCUUUAACGGAAUUAGAAAAAAAAAUAUUAAAUCCCAUUCACAGUAAAAACAAAACAAAAAGCAAACGACUGCAAAAAACCCGAAAUUUCAUAUAUAUGUCACCAUAAAUUAUAAUUUAAUUCCAUUUCAAUCAGCAUGGGGGUGGCUGAAGAUUUUGCUCCCAGCUUUGUUAAGAAGCCACAGCUUCGACAAGAAGAUGAUGGCAAUCGUCUAAUUUUCGAAUGUCAAUUAUUAUCAUCACCAAAACCCGAUAUUGAAUGGUAUCGCAGUGAAACACUUCUAAUUGAAGAUGCUAGAACAAAAUUUAAAAUACAAUCUAUUGGUGAUAAUAAAUUCACUGUAGUAUUAGAUCUCGACGAUGUUGUUGAAACGGAUGCUGGCCUCUAUAAGGUUAAAGCCAAAAAUAAACUAGGCGAAGUGUCAGCAUCGAUCAAUUUGAAUUUUAGCCCGGCUGACGAACCAAAGGAAAGACAAAUCGACGGUUUCGCACCGACAUUCACGAAAAAACCAGCCAUCCGACAAGAGGAUGAUGGUAAACGCCUGCUUUUCGAAUGCCGUGUUAAUGCAGAUCCAAAACCAACGAUUUCAUGGUUCCACAAUGGAACGGCUGUCAAAGAAUCCCCAAGGCAUAAGCUAACUGUUGACAAAGAUGGACAAUCUUAUUUUGCAUCACUUGAAAUCAAAAAUGUUACAGUGGAGGACGCUGGCAAAUACAAAGUCAAUGCUAAAAACGAACUUGGUGAAAGUAAUGCAACAAUUAGUUUAAACUUUGACAGCGAUGAGGCUCCUGUUCCAGAUGAUGGAAUUAAACCAACAUUCACAGAAAGGCCAGUUAUAAGACAAAGCGAAGAUGGCGGAAAUAUAACUUUUGAAUGCAGAUGUGUAGGCGAGCCAAAACCUACAGUUUCUUGGUAUCAUCGAAAAGAAGAAUUGAAAGAAGGAGGCCGCUACAAGAUAUCACUGGAAGAGGAUCAGAAAUUAUAUCACAUGGCAAAAUUAGAAAUAACUAAUGUGGUUUCUGGUGAUCAGGGAGAAUACCAAACGAAAGCCAGAAACAAACAUGGCGAAGGUGUUGCAACGAUAAAUUUAAAUUUCGAAGGUGGUUCAAAAAAAAUUCCCGAUGGAAAAUCUCCACGUUUUCCAAAGAAACCGACAAUCCGACAAGAAGACGAUAUUCUUAUCAUGGAAUGUAUAUUAGAGGCACAUCCGUUGCCAGACAUCACAUGGUAUCGAGGCGAUAAGCAAAUCAACGAUUCCUCAAGAACUAAAAUGUCUCGUAAAGCAACUGCGAAAGAUAUUUACAUUCUAACAUUAGAGAUAAAAAAUCCAACCAGAGAUGAUGGUGGUAAUUAUCGAUGUAAUGCAUUUAAUAUGUAUGGAGAAAGUAACGCCAAUAUCGCGCUGAAUUUCCAAGGUACAAGCGACGCCAAUGGAUUUGCACCCUCAUUUACCGAAAAACCACGUAUCAUACCCAACGACUCUGGUACACUUAUAACGAUGAAAUGUAAGUGCAAAGCGAAACCAGAACCUAAAGUUACUUGGUACAGGGGCCAAGAUGUGGUUAAAGAAACCAAGAAAAUAAAAAUAAAAUCGACUUUAGUUUCCGAGGACUUGUACGAACUCACAUUAGAAAUUAAAGACCCAGGUGCAUCGGACGGUGGUACCUAUAGAUGUAAUGUCCAAAACGAAUUUGGAGAAUCGAACGCCAAUCUUAACCUAAAUAUUGAAGCUGAAGCUGAACCUGAAGGUGAUCCGCCAACCUUUAUUGAAAAGCCACGCAUCAUAUCAGAAAAUAAUGGCAAAUUAGUUAUUAUGGAAUGUAAAGUUAAGGCCGAUCCAAAACCAGAAGUUAUUUGGUUCCGUAAUAAUAUAACAAUCAAAGAUACAAAUAGAAUGAAAAUGUCAAUGGACACACGGGGUGGUGAAUAUUACAUUAAACUUGAACUUAUCGAUCCACAGCUAGAAGACUCUGGAUUGUACAAAUGUAAUAUUAAAAAUAAUUUAGGUGAACUCAACGCCAAUUUGACUCUCAAUAUUGAAAUCGUUCCUGUCAUAAAAGACAAACCGAAAAUUAUUAAAAUCAUUAAAAAACGCACUGUAGUUAUUGAGUGCACAGUUGCAUCUAAAUUCGAGCCGAAAUGUACUUGGUUCAAGGAAACAAAUGAAGUUCACAAAAGUGAACGUCAUGUCUAUCAAUGUGAAAAAACUAAGGAAGGUGAAUUUGCUGUUAAGCUUGAAAUUAACGAAGUCCAAGAGACCGACAAGGGCGCCUACAAAUUGAUUGCUAAAAAUGAAAAAGGUGAAGCCGUUUCACAGGUUGUCAAUUUGGUUGACAUUCCCGAAGAAGAACGCAAGCCAGUUAAGCCCGAAAUUACUCGCAAACUUGUCGAUCAAAAGGUAUACGAGGGUAAGACCUUCGAGUUGCUUGUUGCAAUUAAAGCAACUGAUCGCAGUUGUAAGGUCACCUGGUACAAGGAUACAAUGAUUGUCAAGGAAACUAAAGAAAUAACAACAACAUUUGACGGAACUACAGCUCGUUUGACAUUUAGUUCUGCUAAAAUGGAACACACUGCUACAUUUAAAUGUAUGAUUAGCAACGAAAUUGGCAAAGAUGAAUCAUCUUGUAAGAUAGUUGUUGAAAAAAUGGAUGCUAAAAAGAAGAAACAAGAAGAGGAGGAAAAGAAGAAAAAGCAACUUAAGGAAGCGGAAGAAAAACAUAAGGCUGAAGAAGAAGAAACAGAAAAGAAAAAGGUCGAAGAAGAAACAGAAAAGAAAAAGGUCGAAGAAGAAACAGAAAAGAAAAAGGUCAAAGAAGAAACAGAAAAGAAAAAGGUCGAAGAAGAAGCACAAAAGAAAAAGUUAGAAGAAACACAAAAGAAAAAGGUCGAAGAAGAAAAGAAAAAGGUCGAAGAAGAAAAGAAAAAGGUCGAAGAAGAAAAGAAAAAGAAGACUGAAGAAGACAAGAAAAAGAAGAUCGAAAAGGCAGAAGAAGAAGAAAAAGAAAAGAAAAAGACCGAAGAGAAAAAGAAAAUCGAUGAGGACAAGAAAAAGAAACAAAUCGAAGACGAAAAGAAACUCGAGGUACAAAAGAAUCAAGAGAAAGAGAAAGAGAGCCUUGAUCUCAAGAAAGAUGCCGAUAAGAAAAAACCUGAAGCAAAGAAAAUUGAAGUUGUUGAAAAGGACAAGCCAAAUGGAAUUGAAAAAGACACAGUUGACACACCUGAAGAGAAGGGACAAAAAGAUCAGAUUGGACUCAAGAAAGUGGAACGAAGGGAGUCUGUUUCCAUGAAAGAAGAGUCCAAAAUGGAAGUUCGCCGGCAAUCAAUUGUUCAACAAAAGGAAACUACCAUCGAAGAUGGUAAAGUCUCAAGACGUUCUUCUAUACAGGUCGAAGAAUCAAAAACAGAAUCCAGACGUUCAUCGAUAAUAGAAAAGAAAGCACUAGAGGCAAAUGAAAGUACAAAACUAGAACCCAAUAAAAAACCCAUUUCAAUAAAAGAAGAACUCCCAGAAUUGAAACCAAUCGUUAAACGAAAACCAAAGAAAGUAGAAGAAAUUCAACCAUUGGAAGAACUUCCAAAACUUCGCAAAACAUCAAUUGUUAAAGAUGUCAAAGAAGAACCAAAACCAGAACCAAAGCCCAAAGCAAAGGCAAAGCCCAAGGCUAAAAAAUACGAAGAAUUGCCAGAAAUUCCAGACUACGAAAGGCCAGUUUUGGAAAAAUAUGAAAAAUCAGAAUUUGAAAAGUCCGAUUUUAGUCGGGAUUUAGGAGUUCCAACGAAAAUGGAAAAACCACAAAAUGCUGAAAUUAAAAAAGAAACCGAACAAAUUGCUAUUAAAAAUGGCUUGCCAAAGAAAGAGGAAGCUAAACCACAAGCCCCUGAGCAGCCAAAACGUCUUUCAAUUGGUAAAGGAAAGCUUCCUGGUGAGGCUCCCGAAGAAGACAAGGCUGAUCUUAAGCCAGUUAUUAUUGUGCCAGAGAAACCAAAGACAAAACCGAAUGCUGAAAAAGAGUUAGCUUUGGACGAAGUUCCAAAACUCAAACAACGACGACGUUCUUCAUAUUUAAAUGUACAAGCAGUUAAAAAUGAGAAUUUCUUAUCAGUUGUUCUUAAACCUGUUACAAGGGAAGCCAAAAUGGCUAAAGCACAACAAGCUAAACAUAUACUUAAGGAAUCAGCAAAAAUGGAAGAAUUCGAUAAGAAAGCUACCUUUGCUAAGGUAUCUGAAAUGCCAAAAUUCGAUCAUGUGAAGCCAGAGUUAGAAGCAUAUACAAAGCCAGAAUUAGAAGUAUAUACAAAGCCUAAAUUUGAAAAGCCAGUAAUUCCUACAGUACCAGUGAUUCAAGAAAAUGUUACUCCUCCAGAGAAGGAUGAAAAACCACGAGUUCCACAAAUCAAGGCCCCUCCGGGCCCUGGUGAACCACCUAAGAUUGAAGUUAUUCGUGAGAAACGACCAUCUUUGGUGCCUGGACCACCAAGUCGUCGUGGUUCUUUGAUUCCACCACCUGAGGAAAUGGGUAGACGACCAAGUUUGAUCAUCAAUGACGAGUUUAAACGUAAAUUACGGCCGGGUGAAGUUCUCGAGGACAAAAGGUUGUUGAGACCCGGAGAGGUUGCAGGAGAAAUUCAGAAAAAAACAUCACGUCCUGGAGAAAUGGGUGAUACCAAACAGAGGAGAAGACCAUCGGUCGAUGUUAGACGACCAAGUAUUCAGGAUCUCGAAGAACUUAUUAAUAAACCAUCGACGCCAUUGCAUCCAAUUGGCGAUGGUGGUCCACCAACGAUCGUUGACGUACAAGAAUCGUAUUCAGCUGUUGAAGACUCAACUGCUUACAUGACGGUUAAUGUAGAGGGCGCACCAGCGCCUACCUUCAAAUUUUACAAAGGUGUAUCUGAAAUUAUGGAAGGUGGCCGUUUUAAAUUCCUUACCGAUGGCCAAACAAAUUCAAUAACCUUAUGCAUGCGUAAAUGUAAGCCCAACGAUGAGGGUAAAUAUAAAAUUGUGGUAUCGAAUAUACACGGUGAGGAUUCGGCGGAGAUGCAAUUGUAUGUAUCGGAUUCAAGUGGUAUGGAUUUCCGUGCAAUGUUGAAAAAACGUCGUUAUCAAAAAUGGGACAAAGAUGAAAAAGACCCCGAUUGGGGUGAUUUAAAGGAAACGGAAAAACCGUUACCGGCCCUUAAAAAAGUCGAAAAGAAACAAGAAUCGUUCUUGAGUCCAUUGAUUGAUCAAUUUGCCAAAGAAGGCAAGGAUAAGAAGGUUGUCUUCGAAGGCAGAUUUAGUAAGCCAAAUUGCAAGCCCAAAUGGUUUUUCCGAAAGGAUGAACUCUUUACUGGAAGCAAAUGCAAAUUCAAGCAAGAAAAUGAUAGUUACCAGCUGAUCAUAAUGAAUCCCAAAGUCGAAGAUAGCGGCAAAUACACUAUUGAAAUCGGCGGCAUCUCAUCCACUGCAUUCCUCAAUGUUGAAGAGGCCGAUCCUAGCUAUACUUUCACAAAACCACUGAAAAAGAAAAUAGAAGGUUUUACACAACACGAAACAGUAUUAGAAUGCGCUGUUAGUAGUUCUAUGGCAAAUGUAACAUGGUUUAAGGAUAAUGAAAAGAUUGAAGGCAAUGAUGCUCGUUAUUUGAUAUCGAAAGAUGUCAAUGGUAAUUUGAAAUUGAUUAUUAAAGACAGUGUGAUGGAAGACGCUGGAAAGUAUUCGUGUCGUCUCGAUCGUCAACCGGAUAAGACUGAUACAACUGUUAAGAUAACAGAAUAUCCUUAUAAAUUCGUUAAAGUACUCAAGUCAUUACAAUGCAUUGAAAAAGAUACAGUGACAUUAGCUUGUGAAAUUGAUGAUGCAACUGGUGAUGUUCAGUGGUUUAGGGGUGAUGAAGAAAUCAAACCCGGUGACAAACGUAUGCAAAUUGUUAAGGACGGCCGAAAGCGAAAGCUCAUCAUUAAGGACUGCAAGGUGAGCGAUGCUGGAUUAUUCAAGUGUACAACAAAUGCCGAUAAGACUGAAGCUGAAAUUAUUAUCAAAUAUGAGAAUCGCUUCAACAAGAAACUUAAGGAUACAUCUGCUGUGGAGCGUGAGAAACUUGUUCUCGAUAUCGAAUUACAAGAUUCAACUGCCCCAGCUGAUUGGAAGUUUAAUGGUGAACCAAUAGUUCCCAGUGAUCGAAUUGAGAUAAAGAACUUGGGUGGCGGAAAACAUCAAUUAAUUUUCAAUGCCUUAGACUUAAGUGAUGAGGGUGAAAUAACUUGUGAGUCUGGCCAGUUGUCGUCAUCAUGUAAAUUGUCGGUAAGCAAGGGUGAGAGUAAACCUGGUAUUGAAUGCCCAGAGGAAUUCGCUGGACCUAUUAACCAACCAUUAAUAAUUGAAGUACCAUACAAGGUUGCCGGUACUAAACAAACUCCAGUUGAGGCUAAGCUCUUUAAAGACGACAAACAAUUACCAGUAAAAGACGUUGAAGUUUCUGUGCAGGACGAUAAGGUUGUAUUUAAAAUCAAGAAACCCACUCGUGACCAAUCUGGUCCGUACCAAAUUAAACUUACCAACGGACAAGGUGACGACGUUAAGAAUGUCAAUAUCAUCAUGCAAGACGUACCAACACCACCACGUGAUGUUGAUGUAACAGAAGUCUUCCAAACAUCAUGUGUUGUCUCAUUUAAACCACCAGAAGAUAUGGGCGGUGCUGAUUUGAUAAAAUAUAUAAUCGAAAGGCAAGAUAUGAGCAAGAAACAGCAAUGGGAAAAUGUCGCUGAUGUUCUACCGGGUGAACCAUUGAAGAAAAAGAUUGAAGAUCUCACCCCGAAAAAGCAGUACAGAUUCCGUAUUCGUGCUGUAAACAAAAUUGGUUCCAGUGAGCCAGCUGCAUUCAAGAAUACUGUUUUAGCCAAGGACCCAUGGGAUGAACCUGGUAAACCUAAAAAUGCCGAUGUUGUUGAUUGGGAUAAGGAUCAUGCUGACCUCACAUGGUUGCCCCCAGAUUCAGACGGAGGUGCACCAAUAACUGGAUAUCUGCUUGAAUACAAAGAAAAGUUCAGUAACGAUUGGGUAACAGGCAAAGAAGUGCCUGCCGAUUGUUUAGCAGGAACUGUCGAUGGCCUCAAAGAAGGCCAACAAUACGAAUUCCGAGUCCGUGCUGUUAAUAAGGCUGGUCCCGGCGAACCAAGCGACACAACAAAAACCAUAAUUGCUAAGUGCCGAUUCGUCAAGCCGUUCAUUGUCGGUGAUCAAUUGAAGAAUAUCACAGUCAAAAAAGGACAGACCAUCAGGUUUGACAUUAAAUACGAUGGUGAACCAGAGCCCGAAGCCAAAUGGGUUAAGGGAGAAGAACCAAUUCAAAUCGAUGGUCAGCGUAUAACCGUUGAUCAAUACGAACGUAAUUCUGCAAUUACGAUACGAAAAGCUAUUCGCAAAGAUACUGGAAAAUAUAAAAUUGUUUUGACAAACAGCUCGGGAACUAUUGAGUCUGUUGCCGAUGUGAUUGUUCUUGAUCGUCCAUUGGCACCUGGUGGUCCACUCGAGCCUGAAGAGGUGCGCUCAGAUCAUAUCAAACUAAAGUGGCGCAAGCCAGAGGACGAUGGCGGUUGUCCAAUUACAGGAUAUGCUCUUGAACGUAUGGACGAAGAUACCGGUCGUUGGAUACCGGCUGGCGAAGUUGGUCCCGAUGAGACAUCAUUUAAUUUCAAAGGAUUGUCACCCAACAAAAAGUAUAAGUUCCGUGUUAAGGCAAUUAACAAAGAGGGUGAAUCCGAACCACUCGAAACUUCCGACAGUAUUUUAGCUAAGAAUCCCUAUGAUGAACCUAGCCGUCCAGGCAAACCAGAGAUCGAUGAUUACGAUAAUCAAUCAGUUACAUUGAAAUGGAAACGACCACCAAGUGAUGGUGGCCGCCCCAUUACACACUAUCUUAUUGAGAUGAAAGACAAAUUCUCACCUGACUGGACAGAAGUUGCUAAAACUGAGACACCUGAGUGUGUUGCCAAAGUUGAAGGCCUUAAGGAACGUAUGGUCUAUCAAUUCCGAGUUAGGGCUGUCAACAAAGCUGGCAAAUCGGAACCAUCUGAACCAACCGACAAUCAUUUGUGUAAACAUAAAAAUCUUAAACCUCAAAUUGAUCGUUCCACAUUCAAGAAGGUCACAAUCAAGACUGGGCGUACCCACAAAUGGUCAGUUGAUGUUAUUGGUGAACCCGUGCCAGAUCUUAAAUGGAGCUGGCGUGAUGAUAUUCCGCUAACAAACACUGACCGUAUUAAAAUUGAAAAUGUCGACUAUCACACUGAUUUUGUUAUUUCAAACUGCGUGCGAAAAGAUAGUGGCAAAUAUACACUCAAAGCUUCCAAUCGAAAUGGAACUGAUAGCGAAACUGUUGAAUUGAUAGUUUUGGGCAAGCCAAGCUCACCGAAAGGUCCACUUUCGGUUACAGACGUUCAUGCCAAGGGUUGCAAACUUGCAUGGAAGAAACCAGAAGAUGAUGGUGGUGUUCCAAUUCAGGAAUAUCAAAUCGAGAAAAUGGACACAGCUACUGGAAAGUGGGUGCGUGUAGGACGUUUGCCUGGUGACAAAGAUCCACCAGAAUUUGAUGUGACUGGCUUGAAUCCUGGAUCGGAGUAUCAAUUCCGUGUGACAGCUAUUAAUGCUGAAGGAGAGUCGGAGCCUCUGACAACAAUUGUCGGUGUUGUAGCCAAGGAUCCAUUUGACGAACCAAACAAGCCCGGUACACCAGAGGUUGUCGACUAUGACAACCAUAGCGUCCAGCUCAAAUGGAAUCCACCGAACAACGAUGGUGGUGCACCAAUUGAAAAAUAUAUAAUUGAGAAAAAGGAAAAGAACAAGCCCGAUUGGGAAAAGGCCGGAGAGGUACCAGGCAGCAUGACAGAAGGAAAGGUUGAUGACUUAAAAGAGUACGGAGAAUAUCAAUUCCGCAUUGUUGCUGUUAACAAGGCAGGACCAUCUCCACCAUCCGACGCGAGCAAAAUGCAGAUUGUGAAAUACAAAGCACUGAAACCAAGAAUUGAUCGUACCAAUUUGAAACCAUUCAUUGUUCGCGCUGGAAAGCCCAUCAAAUAUGACAUCAAUGUCCGCGGUGAGCCUGCACCAAAAAUCAUUUGGUAUCAGAACGACAAGGAGCUUUCUUCCCAAGGCAAUGUUGAGAUCAAGAAUAUCGAUUACAAUACUAAGAUAGCCAUAAUUGACUCCGUGCGCAAAAAUACUGGCCUUUACAAAAUCAGGGCUGUGAACGAACAUGGUGAAGAUGAGGCCGAGGUCGAAGUUAAUGUGUUGGCAGCUCCUGGCAAGCCUAAGGGACCACUCAAGGUUAAAGACGUAACAAAAGAGGGAUGCAAGCUUGCAUGGGAAAAGCCUGAGGAUGAUGGAGGUAAACCCAUUACCGCCUAUCAGGUGGAGAAAUUUGAUAAGGCUCAAGGCCGCUGGGUACCAGUCGGUCGCACAUCUGGAAAUGAUACUGAGUUGGACGUUAAGGGCUUACAAGAAGGUCACGAAUACCAAUUCCGUGUAAAAGCAAUUAACGAUGAGGGUGAAUCAGAACCCUUAGAAACUGAGCAAAGUAUUAUUGCUAAGAAUCCCUUCGAUCCAGCUGGUAAACCAAGCACACCGGUCAUUGAAGAUUACAAUGAAAAUAUGGUUCAAUUAAAAUGGGAGCCUCCAAAGAACAAUGGUGGUGCUCCAAUUACUGGAUAUAUAAUUGAAAAGAAAGACAAAUUUUCGCCACAUUGGGACGAAGUCCUCACCACUGACGGACCACAACCAUCUGCAACAGUUGAUGGUUUGAAAGAAGGCAAUGUUUAUCAAUUCCGUGUUCGUGCCAUUAACAAGGCUGGACCUGGUGAACCAAGUGACGCAACCGAGCCCCACCUUGCCAAACCUAGAAACUUGAAACCAACAAUCAAUCGAGAGAAGAUGAAGAAUAUCAAAGUACGCGCUGGCCAAGUUGUCAAACUUGACGUUGAUGUGCGUGGUGAACCACCACCAACACUUGUUUGGUCAUUCAAGGAAAAAGAAGUCCUUGCUACCGGAAAUAUACGUAUUGAAAAUGAAGAUUACAACACAAAACUUACAAUUUUGGAUUCUUCAAGAAAAGAAAGCGGAGUGUACACGCUACGUGCUGAAAAUAUCAAUGGUGUAGAUGAAGCAACUGUUGAAAUCUUAGUCCUUGACAAACCGGCCAAGCCUGAAGGUCCACUCGAGGUUAGCGAUAUCCACAAGGAAGGUUGUAAAUUGAAAUGGAAAAAGCCCAAAGACGAUGGUGGUGUUCCACUCACUGGCUAUGUCAUUGAGAAAAUGGAUGCUACGACCGGUCGUUGGGUACCUUGUGGACAUGUUGAUCCUGAGAAAACCGAACAGGAAAUUAAGGGACUCGAACCGAACCAUGCCUAUCAAUUCCGUAUCAAAGCUAUAAACGAAGAAGGCGAGUCUGAUCCAUUAGAAACCGAAUCGGCUACUGUUGCCAAGAAUCCAUACGAUGUAGCUGCAGCACCUGGUUUACCGGAGUUAGAAGACUGGGAUGAACACCAUGUGAAAUUGAAGUGGGAACCACCGAUUCGAGAUGGUGGUGCUCCAGUUACAGGUUAUAUCAUUGAAGCUAUGGACAAGGACUCUGGCCAGUUUGUCAAGGUUGCUGAGACUGAAGGACCUAUUUGCAAGGGAACUGUUAAUAAACUUGAAGAGGGUCAGCAAUACAAAUUCCGCGUUCGUGCAGUGAACAAAGCAGGACCUUCUGAACCGUCAGAGCAAACCAACUGGCAUACAGCUAAGCCUAGAUUCUUGAAACCUCACAUCGACAGAACUAACCUUAAAGCAGUUAUUGUUAAGGCUGGUCUUUCAAUUAGCCUUGACAUUAAUAUAAAGGGUGAACCAGCUCCUACAGUAGAAUGGUUAUUUAAGGAUGAACCUCUUGUCACUGACGAUAAUCUACGCGUGGAUAGCGUAGACUAUAAUACGAAAUUCUUUGUGAUGCGAGCCAAACGUAUUCAAAGCGGUAAAUACACAAUUAAAGCGAAGAACGAAGUUGGCGAAGAUAUUGCUGAAUUAGAUGUAACAGUCCUGGGUAAGCCAGGCAAGCCUCAGGGCCCACUUGAAGUGAACGACAUUACUAAACAUGGUUGCAAGCUUAAGUGGAAGAAGCCUGAGGAUGAUGGUGGAGCACCAAUUGAUUAUUAUGAAAUUGAAAAACUCGACCCACAUACCGGUCAAUGGUUACCAUGUGGUAAAAGUUCAGAGCCUGAAGCUAAAAUUAUUGGUCUUCAGGAAGGUAAGCCUUAUAAAUUCCGAGUACGUGCGGUAAACAAGGAAGGUGAGUCAGAAGACUUGGAAACAGAUAAGCCAAUCAUCGCCAAAAAUCCAUUCGACGAACCAGACAAGCCAGGAAGACCAGAACCAACAAAUUGGGAUAAGGACUUUGUGGAUUUAAGUUGGGCUCCACCCAAAAGCGAUGGUGGUGCACCAAUUCUCAAGUAUAUUAUCCAAAUGCGAGAUAAAUCUGGACGAGCAUGGGUUGAUGCCGCAACAGUUCCAGGCGACCAUACCUCUGGCACUGUGACCAAUGUUGAUGAAGGCCAUGAAUAUGAAUUCCGUAUUGUGGCUGUGAACAAGGCGGGACCAAGUGAUCCAAGUGAUGUUUCAAAAUCAGUUAUUGCUAAGCCUCGAUUCCUUGCACCGCGUAUUGACCGCAAGAACUUGCAGAAAAAGAUACUGCGAAAUGGACAGCUAUUGCACAUUGAUGCAGUAGUGAAGGGCGAGCCAGCUCCUGUUAUUACAUGGACUUACAAGGACGCGCCUCUAAAGUCGAUCGAUCGACUUAAGAUUGAGAAUGAGGACUACAAGACUACAUUUAUCAUUUCAAAAGUCAGACGCUCCGAUAAGGGUAUCUAUACUGUUACAGCCAAAAAUGAUUCUGGCGUUGAUACAGUUGAUUUAGAACUUGAAGUUCUUUGCAAACCCUCUACACCAAAAGGACCACUCAAAGUUGGAGACAUUACUGCCGAAAGUGUACAUUUAUCUUGGGACAAACCAGAAGAUGAUGGUGGAGAACCUGUUGAUCAUUAUGUCGUUGAACGAAUGGACACAGAAACUGGACGAUGGGUACCUGUUUGCGUUAGCAAGACACCUGAAGCAGACGUUACGGGAUUGACUGAUGGCAAAGAAUACAUGUUCCGGGUAAAGGCUGUGAAUGCAGAAGGUGAAUCUGAACCCCUGGUAACUGAUUCGCCAACAACCGCUAAGAAUCCAUACCAAGCUGCUGACAAACCUGGAAAACCAGAAGUCAAAGAUUGGUCCCGAAACCAUGCUGAUCUUAAAUGGAGGGCCCCAUCUGAUGACAAUGGCGCUCCAAUUACAGGUUAUAUAAUUGAAAAAAAGGACAAUCUCACAAACAAAUGGCAAAAGAUACUAGAAACGAAUACACCAAAAUGCGAAGCUAGAGUAAAUGACUUAAUUGAAGGACAGAAAUACCAGUUCCGUGUAAAAGCCUUAAAUAAAGGUGGUCAAAGCAAGCCAUCUGAUCCAUCGGAUACAGUACUUGCUAAGGAUCGUUUUGCUGCACCAAAGAUUGAUCGCUCAAACCUAAGGGAUAUUACCAUUAAAGCAGGUCAACAUGUGCGCUUGGAUGUUAAGGUGUCUGGUGAACCACCACCACAUAAAAUAUGGUAUCACAACAAAGCCCGCAUUGAAGACGAUGACUCGAUAAAUGUUGACUUGGAACCAUACCGCACCAAAUUAAGCAUUCCAAUAGCUAAGCGUGCUCACACCGGCAAAUACACACUCAAGGCUGAAAAUGAUUCGGGCCAUGAUGAGGCUACCAUUGAAAUAACAGUCUUGGAUAGACCAGGCAAACCUGAGGGUCCACUUCGUGUUAGCGACAUUCAUAAGGAAGGAUGCAAGUUGAAAUGGAGUCCGCCAUUGGAUGAUGGUGGAGUACCAAUUGACUAUUACAUUGUUGAGAAGAUGGAUACAGAAACGGGAAGAUGGCUACCAACUGGCCGUUUCAAGGAACCUUUUGCUGAACUCAACAACUUGAUUCCAAACCAGAAAUACAAGUUCCGAGUGCUAGCGGUAAAUACUGAAGGCGAAUCUGAACCACUUGAAACUGAAAAGGCAAUUGUAGCAAAGAAUCCAUUUGAUGAACCUGGUAAGCCUGGAACUCCAGAGGCAGUCGAUUGGGAUAAGGAUCAUGUGGAUCUGAAGUGGAAUCCACCCUUAAAUGAUGGUGGAUCACCAAUAACAGCAUACGCAAUAGAAAAAUGUGAAAAGGGUACAGGAAAAUGGAUUAAGGCUGUUGAAGUAGCUGCCCCACCACCCGGUGGCGAAUGUAAGGCUACUGUACCAAGCUUAGACGAAAAUACUGAGUACGAGUUCAGAGUUCGUGGUAUAAAUGCCGCAGGCCCUGGUGAACCAAGUGAUGCCAGUAAAUCAGUUAUCACUAAACCCAGGAAGUUGGCGCCUAAGAUCGACCGCAGAAACAUCCACACCUACAAUGUCAAGGAGGGUGAGCCAAUCUUCUUGGACAUUAAGAUCAUUGGUGAACCUCCACCGGAUGUAGUUUGGUCACACAAUGGAAAAUCAAUUCCAGUUUCCUCACACCGACGUAUUGAUAAUAUACCAUACAAUACAAAGUUCUUCAACGACAGUCCAAAGCGAAAAGACACAGGAACUUACAAAAUUGUUGCACACAAUAAAUACGGCCAGGACACCGUGGAGUUCGAGAUCAAUAUCAUAUCUAAGCCUGGAAAACCAGAAGGACCACUGGAAGUAUCUGACAUCCAUAAGGAGGGAUGCAAACUUAAGUGGAAGAAACCUAAGGAUGAUGGUGGUGAACCAAUUGACGGCUAUUUGAUUGAGAAAUACGAUCCCGAAACUGGAAUCUGGUUACCGGUAGGAAAAUCAGAUGGUCCAGAGUUCAAUGUUGAGGGUCUUACGCCUGGACAUGAAUAUAAAUUCCGCGUUAAAGCUCUCAACAAAGAAGGAGAAUCAGAACCGUUGGAGACAUUUGGAUCAAUUGUAGCAAAGGACCCGUUUACGACUGCCUCCAAGCCUGGAGCACCAGAGCCAGCGGAUUGGUCUGCCAAUCAUGUUGAACUUGCAUGGUGUGAGCCCGCAAGUGAUGGUGGCUCACCAAUCACCGGUUACAUAAUCGAAAAGAAAGACAAAUACAGUCCGAUGUGGGAGAAGGCAUGUGAAACAGAUACACCAACCCCAGUGGCUACCGUACAUGGCCUGAUUGAAGGAAAUGAAUAUCAAUUCAGAGUCAUAGCACUAAACAAAGCUGGCCAAUCAGAACCUUCGGAGCCAGGUAAGACAUUCACGGCAAAACCACGCUAUUUGGCACCGAAAAUCGAUCGUCGCAAUCUACGCGAUGUGACAAUAUCAGCUGGAACACCACUCAAAUUCGAUGCAAAUAUUAUUGGAGAACCAGCACCGAAGGUUGAGUGGAGAUUCUCCAACUGCCCAUUGCAAUCCGGCAAGAAUGUGACAAUCGAUAGUCCAGAUUAUUAUACAAAAUUAGUUAUAAGGCCAGCAAGUCGAUCAGAUUCUGGCGAGUAUACCGUAACAGCGACAAACAGCUCUGGCAAGGACACCGUAACGCUUAAUGUUGUAGUUACCGAUAAGCCAACACCUCCAUUGGGACCACUUCAAAUUUCCGAUAUACACAAAGAAGGCUGUCACUUGAAAUGGAAACGACCAAAAGAUGACGGAGGCACUCCCAUCGAAUACUUCCAAAUUGACAAAAUGGAUCCGGAAACAGGUUGUUGGGUGCCUGUUUGUCGUGCCACCGAGCCUCAAGCAGACGUUACCGGUUUGACACCUGGUGGUGAAUAUAAAUUCCGUGUUGUGGCUGUAAACGCCGAAGGUGAAUCGUCACCACUCGAAGCUGAUGAGACAAUCAUUGCCAAGAAUCCAUUCGACGAGCCUGGUAAGCCCGAAAAUGUGCGUGCAACCGAUUGGGAUAAGGACCAUGUCGAUUUAGCAUGGACUCCUCCGAUAACCGAUGGCGGAUCACCAAUUACCGGAUACAUAAUUGAAAAGAAGGAUAAGUAUGGACAGUGGGAGAAGGCCGUCGAAGUUCCUGCUGACCAGAGCAAGGCAACAGUUCCGGACUUGAUUGAAGGACAAACCUAUGAGUUCCGUGUUAUUGCGGUUAACAAAGCUGGUCCAGGUGAGCCAAGUACAGCAACUCCACCAAUUAUAGCUAAACCUAGAAACAAGGCACCACUCAUCGAUAGAACCAAUCUCCUUGAAGUCCGCAUUAAAGCUGGUCAAAACUUUACCUAUGACAUCAAAGUUUCUGGCGAGCCUGCACCAAAAACAAAAUGGCUUCUUAACAAACGAGAAGUUUACCCAAGCGAUCAUGUUAAAGUACAACACGUUGAUUACAAUACAAAACUUGUUGUACGUAAUGCAAGCCGCGCCGAUUCUGGAACCUACACUAUAACAGCUGAGAACAUCAAUGGAACCGAUACAGCCGAUGUGAAAGUCAUUGUCCUUGACAAACCCGCUCCACCAAAUGGUCCACUUAAGGUUGAAGAUGUGCAUGCUGAUGGCUGCACACUCAAAUGGUCACCACCGGAUGAUGAUGGUGGUCAACCAAUUGAAAGUUACGUUAUUGAAAAACUUGAUGAAAUCACAGGACGCUGGGUUCCAGCUGGUGAGACUGAUGGUCCAACAACCAAGUUCAACGUAGAUGGAUUAACACCAGGGCACAAGUACAAGUUCCGUGUUAGGGCUCGUAAUCGUCAAGGCAUUUCAGACCCAUUGACAACACCUCAUGGAACAGAAGCCAAGAAUCCCUACGAUGAACCUUCAAAACCAGGAACUCCAGUUAUCAAAGAUUACGACAAAGACUUUGUCGAAUUACAAUGGGCACGACCAGAACAAGAUGGGGGCUCACCUAUUACUGGAUAUAUUAUUGAGAAAAGGGACAAAUAUAGUCCCGAUUGGGAAAAGUGCGCUGAUGUUGAUGGAGAUGUUACAACUGGAAAAGUUCCUGAUUUGGUAGAGGGCGUGAAAUAUGAAUUCCGUGUUAAGGCUGUCAACAAGGCUGGCCCAGGAGCACCAAGUGAUGCUACUCAGCCUCACAUUGCCAGGCCUAAGAAUCUUGCACCGAAGAUUGACCGUCAAUUCAUGAUCGAUAUCAAAGUCCGAGCUGGUCAGACCUUUGACUUUGACGUACCUGUUAUUGGUGAACCUCCACCAACCAAAGAAUGGUCACAUAAAGACAACAUGGUCCUAAAUACGGACCGUGUCAAGAUUGUCAAUGAGGAUUAUCGCACAAAAAUGCGGGUUAUUGACGCUAAGCGCUCUGACACCGGCACAUACACACUUCUUGCUCGUAAUGUGAAUGGCAGUGACAAAGCAACUGUUAAUGUUACAGUUUUGGAUAUUCCAUCACCACCGGAAGGUCCUUUGCGACCAGAAGAAGUUACUAAAAGCUCAAUUACCUUACGCUGGAGGCCGCCCAAAGAUGACGGCGGUUCAGAAAUUACCCAUUACGUUGUUGAAAAAAUGGAUACAGAAACAUUGCGUUGGGUGCCAGUUGGGGAUUGCGCUGACACUUGUAUUCGUGCCGACAAUUUAAUAGAAAAUCAUGAUUACAACUUCCGCGUUCGCGCUGUCAACAAACAAGGAGAGUCUUUGCCGCUUGCUACAGCACAAUCAAUCACUGUUAAGGAUCCAUUUACUCGACCUGACAAACCUGGACAGCCACAAGCCACCGACUGGGAUAAGGAUCAUGUUGAUUUGGAAUGGGCAGCUCCGAAAAAAGAUGGAGGUUCACCUAUUACUGGUUAUAUUAUUGAGAAGCGUUCUAAAUUUGGACCAUGGGAAAAAGCGGUUGAGGUGCCCGGCAAGCAAACAAAGGCCACCGUGCCUGAUUUGUUAGAGAACGAGCCGUACGAGUUCCGAGUUAUUGCUGUAAACAAAGGGGGACCAGGGGAGCCUUCUGACGCUUCAUCAACUGUUGUAACCAAACCCCGAUUUAUUGCACCAUACUUCGAUAAGAAACUUUUGGAAGAUAUCACUGUUCAUGCUGGAAAGCGUUUGGGAUGGGUUCUGCCAAUUGAAGCAUCUCCUCGUCCAACAUAUACUUGGGAAUUUAAUGGCACAAAAAUUGAACAAAGUACCCGCAUCGAUAUGUCUUUGUUCCAGAAUGAGUUGACAUUUGAAAUACCAUUUUCGACGCGUGCAGAUGCUGGUCGUUACACUCUUAAGCUCAAGAACGAGCAUGGAGAGUUUUCCGCCUCUGCUCACGCUACAGUUUUAGAUCGCCCAAGCCCACCUAUUGGACCACUCGAUAUUACAAAAAUAACUAAGGAUGGUUGUCACCUGACUUGGCAACACCCAGAAGACGAUGGAGGGUCACCAAUUCUUCACUACGUCAUCGAAAAGAUGGAUAUGUCUCGUGGAACUUGGUCUGAUGCUGGUAUGAGCACACAUCUAGUACACGACGUUACUCGACUGUUCCAUAGAAAGGAAUACCUAUUUAGAGUGAAGGCUGUAAAUGCAAUUGGUGAGUCAGAACCACUUGAGGCUACCAAGAGCAUUAUAGCUAAGAACGACUUUGACGAACCUGAUGCACCAGGAAAACCAGAUAUCACUGACUGGGAUCGGGACCACGUCGACUUGCGCUGGGCCGAACCUAAAUCUGACGGUGGUGCACCACUUACCGAAUACAUCAUUCAAAAGAAGGAGAAGGGCACUCCAUAUUGGGUGAAUGUAGUGCACGUACCACCAAACAAGACAGCAGCAACUGUACCAGAACUAACCGAAGGUCAAGAAUACGAAUUCCGAAUUAUUGCUUGCAAUCCUGCAGGUCAAUCAGAGCCAUCGGAACCAUCUGAUAUGGUUACAGCCAAGGCUCGUUUCCUUGCACCUAAGAUUAUUACACCACUGCAUGACAUACGCAUCAAGGCCGGGCUUAUAUUCCAUAUUGACAUCGACUUCAUUGGGGAACCUGCUCCUGAAGUUAUUUGGGAUCGCAAUAAUAUACCAGUCGCCACCAACGAACGAACAACUCUAACAGCGAUUGGCCACCACACAGUUAUUCACACCGUCAAUUGCAAACGUGAUGAUUCAGGAACCUAUCAUCUCCUACUGAGAAACGAUUCCGGUAUAGAUGAGGGCUCAUUCCAGUUAAUUAUUCUUGACCGUCCAGGUCCACCUACAGGUCCAAUGGAAUACGAAGAAAUAACCGCCAACUCAGUGACAAUUUCAUGGAAACCACCAAAGGACAAUGGUGGCUCGGAAAUAUCUGCGUACGUCAUUGAAAAACGUGACUUGACACAUGGUGGUGGUUGGGUACCAGCUGUGACCUACGUCAAUGCCAAAUACAAUCAUGCCGUUGUGCCACGUUUGCUAGAAGGUACCCAGUAUGAGUUCCGAGUAAUGGCUGAAAAUCUUCAAGGACGAUCGGAGCCUCUGGUUUCAGAAGAACCAGUUGUUGCAAAGAACCAAUACAGCACUCCUGGUCAACCUGGAAAGCCCGAGCUCACAGACAGCGACAAAGAUCAUAUUUCGAUCAAAUGGAAGCCACCAAUCAGUAAUGGUGGAUCAUCAAUUAUCGGUUAUGACAUUGAACGCCGUGAUAAGGCAACUGGAAGGUGGAUUAAAAUAAACGCCGAGCCAGUACCGAACAAUAAUUAUACAGAUGACCGCGUCUCUGAUGGUCACCAAUAUGAGUACCGAGUUUCUGCAGUCAAUGCUGCUGGAAAUGGAAAACCGUCAGAACCUUCAUCAGUUUUAUCAGCUAAGCCAAUGCGUGAGAAACCACGGUUGUUCUUGGAUGGUUUGAUUGGACGUAAGAUCAAAGUCCACGCUGGAGAACCUGUUUGUAUUCAUAUUCCGAUUCAAGGUGCUCCUACACCAACAGUAGAAUGGGCAAAAACAGGAAUUAAAUUGGCCGAGAGCAAUAAGAUUUCAUUCCAGACAAGUCCCGAAGAAACAAUAUUCCGAAUCGAUAAUUCGGUGCGUGGGGACGCUGGUACUUAUAAUGUUACAGCAACUAAUGCCUUUGGAAAGGACAGCGCUGAUAUUCAAGUAAUUGUUGUCGACAAGCCUGACCCACCAGAAGGUCCAUUGACAUACACAGAGAUCUCCCAGGAUCAUAUUUCACUCUCAUGGCAUCCACCAAAGGAUGAUGGUGGUGGUGAUAUAACCGGAUAUGUUGUUGAAGUUUCAGAAUUUGGAGUAGAUGCUUGGCGCCCAGUGCCCGGCUUUUGCCCAAGAACUACUUUUACUGUUAAAGGAUUGACUGAAGGAAAGAAAUACGUAUUCCGCGUAAGUGCUGAAAACAUUUACGGUAUCUCCGAACCAUUGGAAGGUAAGCCUGUUGUAGCUAAGUCUCCAUUUGACCCGCCAGAUGCACCAAGCCAGCCUGAGGUUGUCGCAUACAGUCCAUCGUCUGCUUCACUUGAAUGGCAUCCACCAGAGUACUGUGGUGGAAAACCAAUUACGGGAUAUAUUGUUGAACGCCGUGAACGUGGUGGUGAAUGGAUCAGAUGCAACAACUACCCAACACCUAACACUAGUUACACAGUUCAAGAUUUACGUGAAGGUUCAAGGUAUGAGUUCCGUGUAACAGCUGUGAAUGAAGCUGGACCAGGAAAACCAUCCAAGCCUUCAGAGCCAAUGACUGCCCAACUUCAACGAUACAAACCGGAUGCUCCAGAGCCACCAAAGGCUGACCGCAUAACAAGAAACAGUGCAACUCUUUCAUGGAGGCCACCACGUAAUGAUGGCAAGUCAAAGAUUAAGGGUUAUUAUCUCGAAAUGAAACCAAAGGGUUCUAAAGACUGGAUACCCAUAAACGAAGUUCCCAUUCAUAACCUGUUAUACACAGUCCCAGACUUAAAAGAAGGACAAGAAUAUGCAUUCCGUGUCAUUGCUGAUAAUGAAGUCGGUCGAUCUGAACCGUCCAAGCCUUCCAAUCCAAUUGUUAUUGGAGAACAGCCUAAUAAGCCAUGCAUGGACUUGGGUGGAGUGCGAGACAUCAUUGUUCGUGCGGGAGAAGAUUUCAGUAUACACGUACCGUAUGUAGGCUUCCCUAAGCCCACUGCUACAUGGCAUGCUAACGACUUACUGCUGGACGAUGAUCAACGUAUGUUCCAGAAUUUGACAGAUGAUGCUGCUAGCUUUGUAGUCAAAAAUUCAAAACGUAGUGAUUCUGGGCAAUAUCGUUUGCAACUAAAGAACCCCUCAGGUUUUGAUACGGCUACGAUAAAUGUUAAAGUACUUGAUCGUCCAAGGCCUCCAUCGCAUUUGCGUGCAGAUGAAUUUGCAGGUGACGCUUUAACUCUAUACUGGAACCCACCAAAGGAUGAUGGUGGUUCACCUAUAAGUAAUUACAUUGUAGAAAAGAGAGAGAGUGGAAGCCCCACUUGGUCAAAGGUCAGCAGUUACUGUACGGUACCAUUUGUAAGAGUACGGAAUCUGACAAUUGGAAGGGAUUACGAAUUCCGGGUGAUUGCUGAAAACAAAUAUGGACAAUCCGAGCCAGCUGAAACAGAGCAACCAAUCCGAGCUAGACAUCCAUUCGACGUGCCUGGAGCCCCAGGUAUUCCAAGGGGUAUCGACUCAACGGAAGAUUCAAUUACUAUUACUUGGGCAAAACCACGCCACGAUGGUGGUUCACCUAUUACUGGAUAUGUUAUAGAAAAGCGUCUAUUGUCGGAAGACAAAUGGACUAAGGGUAUUCAAGCACACUGUCCAGAACUAACAUGCAAAAUUCCUAAUCUUAUUGAAAGCCAUGAAUACGAGUUCCGCGUAUCAGCCGUCAAUGCUGCCGGACAAGGACCAUAUAGCUCAUCUUCAGAUGGCAUUAUAUGCCGGUCACCACCAUCAGCACCAAGGAUAACAUCAGACUUAAAGAUACGCGACAUCAUUGUCUGUGCUGGAGAAGAGUUCCGCAUUACUGUACCAUUUAAUGGCAACCCAAGACCCAAACCAUCAUGGUCGAUCAAUAACAAAGAGGUUAUCCAAGAUGAUCGUAUUAAGUUCGAGACAACAGAUUACAAUACCGUUUUCCACAACAAAAGUGCCAAGCGAUCCGAGACCGGAUCAUAUCAAAUCACGUUGACUAAUUCCGAAGGUUUUGACACAGCUGCCUGUCACGUUACAGUUGUUGAUAGGCCGGGUCCUCCUCAAGGACCACUUUUGGCUUCAGAUAUUACACCUGAUAGUUGCACACUUUCAUGGAAAACUCCAUUGGAUGACGGUGGUUCACCGAUAACCAACUAUGUCGUUGAAAAAAUGGAUAACAAUGGAAUUUGGAUUAAGGUCAGUAGCUUUGUGCGAAAUACACAUUACGACGUCAUGGGGCUAGAACCAAAUAAGAAAUAUUACUUCAGAGUACGAGCUGAAAAUCGAUAUGGGCUCAGUGAACCAAUUGAUUCAGAAGAACCAGUUCUGGCGAAGUACCAAUUUACUGUCCCUGAUGCUCCAGGUCAGCCAAAGGUUAUCGAUUGGGACUCUGGAAAUGUGACUUUGAUUUGGGACCGACCAUCAUCAGAUGGUGGUUCUCGAAUUCAAGGUUACCAAAUUGAAUACAGAGAUGUUGCUAAUGACACUUCGUGGAAUACCUAUGAAUUCCUUAUUAAAGACACAAAAUACCAGUUGUACAAUCUUGUCAAUGGACACGAAUAUGAGUUCCGUGUUAAGGCAAAGAACGCUGCCGGAUUUAGUAAGCCAUCGGCACCUUCGAUGAAAUUCAAAUUAAAGGGCAAAUUCAAUGUCCCAUCACCACCAGGAACUCCACAAGUGAUUAAGGUCGGAAAGAAUUAUGUUGAUCUUAAAUGGGCUAAGCCCGAAAGUGACGGUGGUUCCCGCAUCACAGGCUACAUCAUUGAACGCCGUGAUAUUGGUGGUGCUAUUUGGGUCAAGUGCAAUGACUACAAUGUCUUGGAUACUGAAUACACAGUUAUCAAUCUAAUUGAAAUGGGAGAUUAUGAAUUCAGAAUAUUUGCCGUUAACGCCGCUGGACGUUCAGAGCCCAGCUCAUGCACUAUGCCAAUUAAAGUCUGUGAGGUUUUGGGUGGAGAGAAGCCCGAAUGGGUUACACGUUUGCAAGAUCGUGUUGCGCCCUUCGGAAAAUACUUCAUGUUACAAUGUCAAGCGACGGGCAAACCAGAACCAACUGCAAGAUGGUUGCGUAAUGGAAAAGAAAUUCAAAUGGGUGGAAGGUUUACAUGCGAUUCUAAGGAAGGUGUGUUCAGACUGCACAUUUCAGACGUUCAGUCAACAGAUGAAGGUGAUUUUACAUGUGAAGCAAUUAAUUCACUUGGCUUCGUUCACACAACAAGCCAUCUUAAGAUUGGCUCACCACCAGUUAUUACCAGAAUUCCCAACGAACUAUACUUACCAGAGAAUGAUAAUGCUAAGAUCAAAGUGUAUUACACAGGUGACCAACCUAUGCAAAUAACGAUUACUAAGAAUAACGAAACUUAUAAGGAAACAUCGAACUUUAAGUAUACAGCAUUCGACGACUUUGUUGCAAUUUGUAUUCGGGAUGUUAACAAGGACGACGGAGGGGUGUAUGGCAUUGAAUUCAAAAAUGAGAGUGGAAUCGCUGUUGGAAACUUUGAUGUGAGAAUUACCGGCUUGCCGGGACCACCGGUGGGACCAAUGGGAGUUUCUCAUAUAAAUAAACAUUCUUGCACAUUGGCCUGGCGUCCUCCAGCAUACGAUGGUGGCUUACGUGUAACGCAUUAUGUCGUUGAACGUAAAGACACGAGCUCAUCGCACUGGAUAACCGUUUCCAGCUUAUGCAAAGAACUAUCGUACACUGUUCAAGGUCUUACCGAAAAUCAAGAAUACGUCUUCCGCGUCAUGGCGGUAAAUGAAAAUGGUCUGGGUACUCCAUUGGAGGGUUUGAAUCCUAUCAAAGCAAAGGCUCCAUUCGAUCCACCCUCACCACCUGGAAUCCCAAAAGUCACAGAAAUCGGCGAAGAAUUCGUCCAUUUGGAAUGGGACAAACCUGAAUCAGACGGAGGAGCUCACAUUCAAGGUUAUUGGAUUGAUAAACGCGAAGUUGGCAGCUCUGCCUGGCAACGUGUCAAUAUCACAAUCUGCCCAACCACACAAAUUAACUGUCCAAAUCUUAUUGAAGGCCGACAGUACGAAUUUAGAGUAUUCGCUCAAAACGAAGCUGGUCUUUCAAAGGAAUCAACAGCAUCGACCUCAGUCAAGAUUGUAGACCCCAAGGCAGCACAACCACCACUUAUAGUCAAACCUUUGCGUGAUGCCAAUUGCAUUCAAAAUCACAAUGCACAAUUCUCAUGCACAAUAACUGGUGUUCCACAGCCAGUUAUAAGCUGGUAUAAGGGCGCUCGAGAAAUUUCUAAUGGUGCUAGGUAUCAUAUGUACGCUGAAGGAGAAACUUACUUCCUAAACAUCAAUGAUGUCUUUGGAGAAGACGCUGACGAAUAUGUUUGCCGAGCGGUCAAUAAGGCUGGUGCUAAGUCGACAAGGGCGUCACUUGUUAUCAUGACUGCUCCUAAGUUGAAUGUUCCACCGAGAUUCCGUGACACUGCUUACUUUGAUAAGGGUGAGAAUGUAGUAAUUAAGAUUCCAUUCACUGGAUAUCCAAAACCUCGCAUCAACUGGAUUCGCGAAGGUGAAACUAUUGAAUCCGGUGGACACUACCAUGUAGAAGUCAAGGAACGUCAUGCUAUUUUAACUAUUCGUGAUGGUUCUAAACUUGAUUCGGGACCAUAUAGGAUCACUGCCGAAAACGAACUUGGAUCAGACACAGCUGUUAUAAAGAUACAAAUCAGCGAUCGACCUGAUCCACCACGUUUCCCAAUGGUCGAAAAUAUCGGAUCUGAUUCACUGUCAUUAAGUUGGAAGAGUCCAGUAUGGGAUGGUGGUUCAAAUAUCACAAAUUAUUUAGUGGAAAAACGUGAACACCCAAUGUCAUCAUGGAUUCGUGUUGGAAAUACACGCUUUACAUCAAUAGCUGUGACUGGUCUUGCACCUGGACAUCAAUACGAUUUUAGGAUCUACGCAGAAAAUGUGUAUGGACGUUCUGAUUCUUCAGAAGUAAGUACAUUGAUUACAACCAAAGAUACAGGCAAAAAAAAGAAACAAGAAAAGAAAUGGGAAAUCGAUGAAAAUGGCAAAAAGGUUCGUGGAAAGGCCGAUGGCCCGAUCAAGGAUUACGAUUCGUAUGUCUUUGACAUAUAUUCCAAAUAUGUGCCACAACCGGUUGAGAUCUCACAUGACAGUGUUUAUGAUCGUUAUGAUAUUUUAGAAGAAAUCGGAACAGGUGCUUUCGGUGUUGUACAUCGUUGCCGAGAGCGAAGCACUGGCAAUAUUUUCGCGGCUAAGUUCAUUCCAGUAUCACAUGAAAUUGAAAAGGAUUUGAUUCGUCGUGAAAUUGAUAUUAUGAAUCAAUUGCAUCAUCAGAAACUUAUUAAUUUGCACGAUGCAUUUGAAGAUGACGAUGAAAUGGUUUUAAUAUUCGAGUUUUUAUCUGGUGGGGAACUUUUCGAACGAAUCACAGACGAGGGAUACACUAUGUCCGAGUCUGAGGUUAUUAACUACAUGCGCCAAAUUUGCGAAGGUGUCAAACACAUGCACGAGAAGAACAUCAUCCAUUUGGAUAUCAAACCUGAAAAUAUUAUGUGUCAAACACGAAGAAGCACAAAUGUUAAAUUGAUUGACUUUGGAUUGGCCACAAGAUUAGAUCCAAAUGAAGUUGUAAAAAUAACAACUGGAACAGCUGAAUUUGCUGCUCCCGAAAUCGUUAAUCGGGAACCAGUUGGCUUCUAUACAGACAUGUGGGCUGUAGGUGUACUUUCCUAUGUCCUUUUGAGUGGACUUUCACCAUUCGCCGGUGAAAACGAUAUAUCAACUCUGAAGAACGUCAAGGCAUGCGAUUGGGACUUCGACGAAGAAGCCUUCCGUCAUAUUUCCCAAGAAGGUAAAGACUUCAUCCGUUCACUACUUGUUGCUAACAAAGAGAAAAGAAUGACAGCUCACGAAUGCUUAUUACAUCCAUGGCUAAUGGGAGACCAUAGUGAUCGUACACAAAAGAUUGCUCGUGAGAAAUACCUCGCUUUCCGUGACAAAUUACGAAAGAAGUAUGAAGACUUCAAUAAAUAUCUUCUGCCAAUUGGCAGGCUAUCUGAAUACUCUUCGUUGCGUAAGCUUCUCAUGGAGAAAUACAAAAUUCAUGAGACAUCGAUUGAUAGAAGACAAGCCGCCCCAAGAUUCGUCAUCCGUCCAUCAUCUCAAUUCUGCUACGAAGGCCAAAGCGUUAAGUUCUAUUGCCGUUGCAUAGCCAUUGCAACGCCAACCUUAACUUGGUCACACAAUCACCAAGAACUGCGACAGAGUGUUAAAUACAUGAAACGCUAUGCCGGCGACGAUUACUACUUUAUCAUUAAUCGUGUUAAACUGGAAGAUCGUGGCGAAUACAUCGUCCGUGCUGAGAACCAUUAUGGGUCUCGCGAAGAAGUCGUCUUCCUCAAUGUGCAACCACUACCAAAACAACCACCAGUUUACCGACACGAAUCGACACCAGUUAGGAGACGCGAACCACUUCCAUACACUUUCUGGCAGGAAGAAUCAGAGUCAGCACCCAGUUUUACAUUCCUAUUACGUCCUCGUGUCAUGCAAGCUCGCGAUACAUGCAAGUUGCUGUGCUGUUUGAGUGGAAAACCAGUACCAACCGUCAAGUGGUACAAGGAUGGACGUGAGCUCAGCAAAUAUGAAUAUUCAAUGACACAUUCAGAUGGCGUUGUAACAAUGGAAAUUAUCGAUUGCAAGCCCUCCGAUUCAGGAAAAUACUCAUGCAUUGCUACCAAUUGUCAUGGCACGGAUGAAACAGAAUGUGUGGUCAUUGUAGAGGGAGAAUGGGUUACACCCGAGCAGGCAGAACUUGCUCACAAUUUCCUAUAUUCAGGAGACCGGAAGUACAUUGAACAACCUAUUAAGCCAGCUCCCCCGCCAAUUGUGACAGUGCGUCAAGUGACAUCCAAUGUCAAUACAAAUACCAGUACUUCAAAUUAUUCCUCGACUUCCCACAAUUCACUAUCAUCAUCUAGCAAGACUGUCACAAACAAUUCAGGUUCCUUUUCAUCAACAAAUAUUUCUUCAGAUUCAACAAGUACGAAAAAGAAGAAAUAUGGUUUGAAUGCACCAGGGUCACCGUCAAGGUCAAGAAGUGCAACCAAAGAGUUGAUACUGCCCCCUGAUGAUUCAUUAAUGUGUAAGCCUGAAUUUUCAAAAGCACUGAAGGAUCUUACAAUUAAAGAUGGGGAACAACUAUUGCUAACAUGCACAGUUGUUGGUGAUCCUGAGCCUCAGAUUACGUGGUCAAAGAACGGAAAGGCAAUCUCAUCGUCAGAAAUUAUGGAUUUGAAAUAUAAAAAUGGUGUUGCUACAUUAACAAUCAACGAAAUCUUCCCAGAAGAUGAAGGUGUAUUUACUUGUACAGCAACCAAUUCCAUUGGAUCGGUUGACACCAAGUGCAAGCUGACCGUUAAGCCUAUGGAAAAGAACUUAGCUAAACGUACGGCUAGUGGCGACAAACCACCUAAAAUUGCCAGCCACCUUGAAUCUCGCUUUGUUAAUGAUGGGGAUGCCGUAACUCUAGCUUGUCGUAUCAUUGGUGCGGAACACUUCGAUGUUGUUUGGCUUCACAAUAAUAAAGAAAUUAAGCCUUCUAAGGACUUCCAAUAUACAAAUGAAGCGAAUAUCUAUAAAUUACAAAUUGCCGAAAUUUUCCCCGAAGAUGCAGGCACAUACACUUGCGAGGCAUUUAACGAUGCUGGCGAAAGUUUCAGCACUUGCACAAUUAAUGUCCUAGUGCCAGGAGAAGAACCAAAACAACCAACUUUCACCAAAUUCCCGUCUUCGGUAACAGUUCAAGAAACCGAAUCGUGUACGUUUGAGUGUGAAACCCAAGAAAGUCCACUUCAAUUGACCUGGUUCAAGGAUGGCAAACAAAUUGAUGAAGCAAGUUCGAGAUUUAAGUUCAUCAAGGAUGGCAAUAAAUACUCGUUGGAAAUUGUUAAGUGUACAGCUACAGAUGUUGGACAAUAUCAGGCAAAGGCAGUUGGAAAGAAGGGUGAAACCUUUGCUUCAUUUUCAGUUAAUGUAUUUACAACUGAUUCAUAAAUAAUGAUAUAUGUUAGUCCUUACCUAAGCAACACCUGUUAAAAAAAAAACAAGUAACAGGAUUUAAUUUAAGCUCAAUUUUCGUUUAAUAUUUAUUGUUAGUUUCUUUUUUAAUUUUUAAGUUAAAUAAUUUUGUAUGUUUCUGGAAAUGCUCAUCGGGAACUAAAAAUAACACACAAGGAAUCGACUAAUUUCAAUAUAUCUCUCUCUCUUUCUCUCUCUCACUCUCUGUCAAUAAUCUAUGUAUCUCAAUAUUUGUCUCUAGUGCCUAAUUCAUUUGAGACCUAUAUGUUUUGAUCUUUUAAACAACUCGAAAAAUUGUCCACUGAGAAAAGUAAAUUAGAAAGUUUACAUUUUGAAAAUCAGUGUGUGUUUUAUAUAAAACAAUAAAUUAGUAAUACUUGUUUAUAGGCUUCGUUCUUCCUUUUUCAGUCAUAAUGUUGGCAAUGCAUAUAAGUAGUUCUAAGUAAAGAAAAAAUGUCCACUUUAGAGGAUUAGGUUACGUUUCGAUUUCAAAAUUUCAUGCAUCGAUGCUAAUAAAACGAAUAAAUAACAUUUUAA